This is a messenger RNA of Colletotrichum siamense, 594 nucleotides long. RefSeq names its product Transcription factor of morphogenesis MCM1 (gene MCM1). NCBI's taxonomy places the organism in Eukaryota, Fungi, Ascomycota, Sordariomycetes, Glomerellales, Glomerellaceae. The transcript has 3 exons. The record is from RefSeq and is a predicted model, not a curated record. Bases 1 to 594 code for a protein of 197 amino acids. Gene Ontology annotation, molecular function: DNA binding; protein dimerization activity.
AUGGCCGACAUCACCGAUCAACACGACCAGACCUCGCCCACCGACCUCGACGAGUCCCAGGUUGGCAACGGCAACGCUGCCGAGAACAGAGGCGUCAAGCGCCAGCGUCCCAGCACCGCUGACGAUGAAGAUGAUGAUGACGACAAGGGCGGUCGCGAGCGUCGCAAGAUUGAGAUCAAGUUCAUCAACGACAAGUCUCGUCGUCACAUCACCUUCUCCAAGCGCAAAGCAGAGACUGGUCUGGUUUACACUUUCACGACACCAAAGCUGCAGCCUCUCGUCACUAAGGCUGAGGGCAAGAACUUGAUCCAGGCAUGUCUGAACGCUCCCGAACCCUCUCAGGGUGGUGAGAACGGCGUCGACGACUCGAACCAGGUCGACUCUCCCGAAGAGCCUCCUCAGCAACAACUUCCUCCCCAACGCCAGGGCAUGCCCCAUAACCCUCACAUGCCCCCCAACUACGGCAUGCCCGUCGGUGGCAUGGACCCUUCGCAAGCGCUCGCCUACCAGAGCUAUGUUCAGCAACAACAACGGGGUGGUGGCUACGCGAUGCCUCCGUCUGGUCUCCCUCAGCACACGUCGCACCAGUCAUGA